UAGUUCAUCUCUUGGUCACGACCACCACCACCGUUACCAUGAUCAGUUCAAAUCAGUGGAGUGGCUCCUUCUUCCUUCUUUCCAUUCUAUCCUGCUUCUUUUUCAUGCUAGUACUAUUCUCCUCAUCAAGCUUUUCGUCAGCCACUGCAGUACUCAUGACCUCCCAUUCACAACAAUGUCUGGACCUUCUCGAUCUCAAAAAAGGUUUCAUUAAGCUGAGUGAAAGCGACAACUACUACUACUACCCUGCAACAACUUCACUGCCGCACUGGCAUGCUGGCACAGACUGCUGCCGGUGGGAAGGAGUCAGCUGUGACGAAGCAUCAGGUCUUGUUGUUUCUCUUGACCUCAGCGAGAGGUAUAGUGGAGGCGACAUUAUGCCGUCUCUUUUCAACCUCACCUCCAUCCAAAGACUCAAUCUUGCUUUCAAUAGGUUCAACCAGAGCACUGUCCUGUUUUCGGAUUUAGAAAAACUGGCUAAUCUUACACAUCUCAACCUUUCUAAUUCCGGACUGCUGGUAGGCCAAGUCCCCAUCGGCAUCUCUCACCUCACAAAACUCAUAUCUUUGGACCUCUCUUCAUAUAUGGAUGACAGGUAUGCUCUAAAGCUGGAGAAGCCUGAUCUUGGUACCCUCAUCAAAGACCUUUCUAAUUUAAAAGAGCUCUAUUUGGAUAGAGUCAACAUCUCUUCUAGCAGAACGGAGUGGUGUCAAGCCAUCUCUGACUCUGCUCCUGGACUUCAAGCUCUCAGCUUACAGUAUUGUUCACUGUCUGGACCGUUUGACAGCUCACUGUCGAAGCUCCGAAAUUUAUCAAUACUUCUUCUCGAUGGUAAUGAUCCCUUGUCCAAAGUGCCUGACUUCUUUGCAAAUUUUUCCUCUUUAACUGAGCUUAGUCUCAGUCGCUGUGGGCUCCAGGGUGUGUUUCCAACCGGCGUGUUUGAACUCUUGAAUUUGAAGACACUUGAUAUUUCAUAUAAUGAGAUGCUAGAAGGGUUUUUCCCAGAAUUCCCAUUAAAUAGCUCUUUGGAGAUAUUGACUAUUUCUGGUACGAGUUUCUCUGGGAGUUUACCAAAUUCUUUGGGAAACUUGGAAUCCUUGAUAUCCUUGGAUCUUCUUUAUUGUAAUUUCUCAGGGUCAAUACCUUGGUCGAUUGGGAAUCUCAGUGAAUUGGUUUAUUUGGAUCUCUCUGAAAAUCGCCUCUCUGGGGACUUGCCACCAAUCCCUGCUAGUUCAAAGAUCUCAAUCCUUCAUCUUUCUUAUAAUAAUUUCUCUGGAUCGAUCCCCAGUACUCUUAGCUCUGCACGUCACCUUGUGUCACUUGAUCUAGGAAUCAAUUCACUCACUGGAUCUAUCCCGAUGUCUUUGUUCACACUCCCAAUAUUAGAGAACUUGUAUCUAGCUCACAACAAGCUCUCUGGUCAGCUGCAAGAAUUCACAAACGCAUCUUCUACAUUACAUUAUGUUGAUCUAGGGAGCAAUAAUCUUCAAGGGAAGCUUCCAAAAUCACUUGUCCAUCUCUCUGCUCUCAGGAUUCUUUAUUUAGGUUCAAACAACUUUGAUGAGUCAGUCGUGGAAUUAGAGUUGUUUGGCCACCUUAAAAAUCUCACAGACUUGGAUCUUUAUGGCAUUAACUUGUUGGUCUCCAACCGAAUUGCAGAUUCUUCUCAUCUAUUUCCAUCUCUCAUGGCUUUGAAAUUGAAAUCUUGCAACCUGACAGAUAUCCCAUCUUUCUUGAAGCAUAAAAAAAAUAUGUUCCUGCUAGACCUUUCCAACAACAAAAUUAAUGGUACAAUACCCAACUGGAUAUGGAGCAUUGGGAGUUUUGGCUUGUCUAUGGAUUUAUCUUUCAACUUAUUCACUGACAUCGAGAAGCCUUUCUGGAAGCAUUCAAAUAAUCUUGAGGCUCUAGACCUUUCAAGCAACAGAAUUGGUGGUACCAUACCAAGUUGGAUAUGGAGCAGGGUGGAUCCUGAUCUUUUCACCUUAAAUUUAUCAUGCAACUUGUUCACAAGUGUUGAGGGGUCUUUCUCCAAUUCUUCCACCAACAUUGUUAUUAUCGAUCUGCACUCUAACUUGCUUGAGGGACCAAUACCUCUUCCUCCACCAAAUAGAGAAGUCCCCUCAUCGAUUUGCAGUGCAACAAAACUCUACAUCUUCGAUCUCUCUUACAACAAUUUGAGUGGUUCUAUACCAGCUUGCCUAUUGGAAAGCCUCAUUGAUUUGAGAGUAUUGAAUGCUCGAGAGAACCAUUUUCAAGGAAGCAUACCUCAAAAGGUCAGCUCAAGAUGUUCUAUACAAACAAUUAAUCUCCAUGGAAACGAGUUGGAAGGAGUGGUGCCUAGCUCAUGGGUCAAUUGUAUUGAGUUAGAAGUCCUAAACCUUGGUAGGAAUAAGUUGGCAGGCUAUUUCCCACAUUGGUUGAUGCGCCUUCCUGCAUUGAAAGUUCUGGUUCUUAAAGAAAACAAAUUCUUUGGACAUUUGACUGGAAUUUGUGAAGGCAAUCACUUGCUGAUGCUCCAAAUCUUUGACAUCUCUUCAAACCAUUUCACUGGUAUCUUGCCAUCAGAGUGCUUUAAGAGCAUGAAGGCAAUGAUGGUUCAUCAGGGACGGACUAAAACAAUUGGAUACAGGAAUGGAACAUUUGAAUCCAGUAAUGGUACAUUGGCAAUAUCAUAUUAUCAAGAUGCAGUUAAGGUCGAUUUGAAAGGGUUUGAGAUUGAACUAGUCAAGAUCUUGACUACCUUCACUUUCAUUGAUUUGUCAAAUAACCUAUUUGUAGGAAAUAUUCCUCAAGUGUUCGGAGAUCUUAAGUCCCUUCAUUCUUUGAACAUGUCAUUAAAUGCUUUCACUGGUGAAAUUCCACGUGUGCUCGGAGAUAUGAGUGAGCUGGAGUCAUUGGACCUCUCGCAAAACCAAUUAUCAGGAGUGAUUCCGAGUUCUCUAACCUCCCUGACCUUCUUGGCUUUCUUGAAUCUGUCAAAUAACAAUUUGAUUGGCAGAAUACCACAGAGCUACCAGUUCUUCACAUUCUCAAAUUCAUCAUUUGAAGGGAAUCCAGGACUGUGUGGGAGCCCAUUAUCAAGGGAUUGUAUUAAUUCAACAAGUGUGGAGCCAUCUUCAAAUUCUACGAAUGCACCCACAGAGUUUGACAUGGACAAGAUUUGGUUCUGGAUGUUCACAGGAUUGGGCUAUGGAGUAGGAUUUGCAGCGGCCAUUAUCUAUCAAUCGUUCUUUCCCAAGUGGAAAAUGUGGUACAAGAGGAGGUUCAUGAACAGAUAAAGUCCUGCAUUUCUAAAACAAGAGGGCAUUCCUUCUUGUGUAAUCAUCAAAGAAACUAUUUCAAAGGCCAAGCUAUGACUUUGGGUACCAUACUUAUAAUUUAUAUGUAUACAAUCAGAUAGUCGAUUAAAUGAAUGCAAUAUUGUACUUUGCUCCUUGUCUUGCUGAUUCUCUGACAACUACAAUUGAAAUAUGUGUUCUAUGCAAGAGAUCAUCACUUUGUGUUUUUCUCUGU
Messenger RNA from Dioscorea cayenensis subsp. rotundata (Guinea yam), 3516 nucleotides. Its product is annotated as receptor-like protein 35. NCBI's taxonomy places the organism in Eukaryota, Viridiplantae, Streptophyta, Magnoliopsida, Dioscoreales, Dioscoreaceae. Bases 39 to 3281 code for a protein of 1080 amino acids. The transcript is spliced from 2 exons. The record is from RefSeq and is a predicted model, not a curated record. Gene Ontology annotation, molecular function: protein binding.